CCUUACAUGCCAGGCGUCAUCGAUACUAUGAAGAGCUCGAUAGUCGCGAAUCGCGAUUGUUACACUGAAAAAAGAAGAAGAAUGGAGGAUGGGGACGAUUUAACCAGUCAGGCUAUUGCCGAGCUCAUUCGAGAAAUCGGGGGUGGAGAUCCCGGGUCAUCCAGUGGAGUGCAAGAGCGAAAGGUGAAUCCUCUGGGCAAGCCAAACAAACGAUUUCUUGGACGAACCAUUAAGACUGCGCUGCGCCAUAACCAGCGGGAAAGUGAGCGAACGCAGGCCGAAUGCCAGCGAAAGUUGAAGGACUUGGAUGAAAGACACGAGAAAAGGAAAUCCAAUUACUAUUACAACCGAGAUGCGGGCAGACAUCGGAACAGAAGCAGCAGCUCAAGCCGCAUCCGAAGCCGAAGCCCGUCCAGGAAAGUGAAAAAGCGACGCAGUAGUAGCAGAAGGAGUAGCAGCAGCAGCAGCAGCAACAGAAGUAGUCGCAAAGAGCAACCAGUACCCACCGUGACAGGGAUGUCAUCAUCAGAAUUAUUUUUCCACCAUUCCAGGCAAAUGGCCUUAGCCGUGGCCAUGGCAUACAGUCACGGAGCUAACGGAGCACCGCAGAAUGGAAGAAAGACAAACGAUCGAGCGUCUUCUUCUCUCAGUGAUAUAGAUAUAGCCAGGGAGCUAAUGUCUGACGAUGAGCAUGGAAAUCCAGACUCCCCACUGAUUGAAUCCCUGUCCAUAUCAUCUAGCUAUAAUAGACGAGAGCUGCUAACCAUCAAUGUUAGUUCGAGUUCCGCGGAGAGUAGGGGUACAGAAUCGGAUCCAGUAGAUGUCGCUGGCAACUUCAUAGUCCUGGAUGAUAGUACAACCGAAUUGGAGUCCGGCCACAACAGUGAUAUAGAAAUAAUCAAAGAAUGUCAAGUAGAGCAAAAAAACGAGGAACCUGAACAUGGGCAGCAACAAGCAGCUGCAUGUUCUGCCAUCGACUCCGUGGACCUGACUGAAGAUUAGUUUGUUAAUUACUAAGUUUAAUGUUUUACUGAAAGAGGUGACUACUGUGGGAAAAGAGAUUACUUCCACAAAAAUGCUUUUCCUUCACAGUCAAGACUAUUUACUAUAAGGAUUCUACGCAGACAAUAUAUGCAUGUAGGAACAGAUGGUUGCUUUGAGGAAAAAUAUUUAUUUUCGAAUUAUUUAAGGAAAAAUU
Messenger RNA from Drosophila subobscura, 1198 nucleotides. RefSeq lists its product as uncharacterized. NCBI's taxonomy places the organism in Eukaryota, Metazoa, Arthropoda, Insecta, Diptera, Drosophilidae. The record is from RefSeq and is a predicted model, not a curated record. Bases 7 to 1002 code for a protein of 331 amino acids. The transcript is spliced from 3 exons.